GCGCGCGGGGGCAGCAGAGCGGUCCGGGGCCCGCGCGCUCAGAACAAAACCCCGUAUCAGCAGUCCGCGGGAUGGCGGCCCGAAAGCGGAGUAUAGUGUGGUCUUUCUUCCAGGCGGAGGACGAGAAGCGCGUGCUAUGUCUGCUCUGCAUGAAGACCGUGCUGUACUUCGGACACACCACCAACAUGCUGCGGCACCUGCGGGCCAAGCACCCCGGGGACUUCUCCGCGCUGGACAAGCGGAAAGCGUCCGCCGGGAGAGCGGCGCCCAACAACGGCUGCGUGGAGGUUACGGUGAUGAUGGACGAGCAGCAGGUGGAGGUGCAGAACGAGGUGGGUGAGGUGGAGAUGGAUGGAGCGAUCAGGGGGAUCCUGUGUGCGGCGGCGGGGGAGGGCACGGCGGAGCCGGAGGCGUCUGGAUGCGAGGCGGAGAGUAAGGUGGCGGCGGAGGGCAGCCCUCAGCCGCUGACGCCCAACACCCGCAAGUGGAGCGCGGUGUGGGUGCACUACCGUAAAGUGGACCAGGAGAAGAAAGCGCUGUGUUUACUCUGCAUGGAGAAGAUCCAGCACCAGAGCAGCACCAGCAACCUGAUCCGUCACCUGCAGAACAAACACCCGGCGGAGUACGCCCAGCUGGAGGAGCACCCCCAGAAACGCCCGGCCAAACGCAAACCCGACGACCCGGACUACUGCCCCCCCAGCCCCACCAAGAGCCGCGCGGUGACGCCGCGCACCGUCCAGUCCCCCCUCAACAGCAGCAUCGCCGAGAGAUACGCAGGUGUGGACUGGAGCGACGGGCGUAAGAUCCUGGAGCGCGAGCGGGAGCUGACGGAGGCGCUGAGGCGGGUGCAGCAGGAGGAGGGGCGGAGCUUACAGCAGCAGCGGGAGCUGAUGCAGCAGAUCCGGGAGCUGGAGGCGGAGCGACGGGCGCUGCAGAACCAGAGACGCGAGCAGGAGGACGAGCACCACAGACUGAAGAGAGAGAAAGAGGAGGUGGAGAACUCCAAACUGGAGCUCCAGAAAGAGAGGGAGGAGAUCCAGAAGGAGAGGGAGGAGUUAUACAAGGCGAAGGAGGAGUUUCGGCACGAGAAGGAGGAGCUGGAGAGACAGAGGCAGGAGCUGGCGGCGGAGAAGGAGAUUCACGGAGAGAGACACAUACAGGGCCAGGUCUCCGAGUUUUACAGCUGCUGAUCGGUGUAUAUAUUUAAUGUAUUUCUGUCGAGACAGAAGAUUAAAUUUUGUAUUUUUAUUGGGGGGGGGCGGGGGGCUACUUUAGUGACGUAGCUGAUAACAUUUCAUCCCUUUUUCAUCAUUUUUUCUGGAACUCUCUUGUUGAAAUACGAUGUCGGGUGUUUAGUGUAACCUGGAUUUGGGUUGUGAUUUUAAACGCAUUGUAAAUAUUCUGUCACUCAUUUCUCAAUACAAUGUUAUCACCCAC
This is a messenger RNA of Astyanax mexicanus (Mexican tetra), 1437 nucleotides long. RefSeq names its product GRB10-interacting GYF protein 2. Gene Ontology annotation, molecular function: DNA binding. The record is from RefSeq and is a predicted model, not a curated record. The transcript is spliced from 3 exons. NCBI's taxonomy places the organism in Eukaryota, Metazoa, Chordata, Actinopteri, Characiformes, Acestrorhamphidae. The coding region runs from base 72 to 1190 and encodes 372 amino acids.